Messenger RNA from Caenorhabditis sp. 36 PRJEB53466, 3058 nucleotides. The record is from the annotation of a GenBank genome assembly. NCBI's taxonomy places the organism in Eukaryota, Metazoa, Nematoda, Chromadorea, Rhabditida, Rhabditidae.
AUGAGUUAUGCCUCCAAUUUCACAUGUAAAAGUGGCAUUCUGAUUCCCGCUUUGGACGUCACCCCACGCAAUGCGAUCCUGUACUUGGCCGCCCUUCUGUACUGUUUCCUCGGUGAGUCACUCCCUUCUCUCUCCUUCUCCGUAUUUUCUGUUUUCUGUUCAGGCAUCGCCAUCGCAGCUGACAUUUUCAUGUGUGCAAUCGAGCAGAUCACGAGUGCGACGAGGAAAGUGAAAAAGCAGAAAGAUAGUGGUCGAUUGGUGGCUAAGGAAGACGAGGUCGACGAGCAGUUCGAUUAUGUCCGCAUCUGGAAUCCGACCGUCGCCAAUCUCACCCUCAUGGCCCUCGGUUCCUCUGCUCCGGAGAUUCUGCUCUCGAUCAUCGAAAUCGUUGGAAACGGCUUUAAAGCAGGCGAUUUAGGGCCUGGCACGAUCGUCGGAUCGGCUGCUUUCAACCUUUUCUGCAUCUCUGCCAUCUGCGUGCUGGCUGUUGGCUCACAAACGAAACGAAUCGAACUGUACAGAGUGUUCGUCGUGACCGCAUUCUUCGGCACUUUUGCCUACAUUUGGGUCUUCCUUGUUCUAAUUGUGAUCACUCCGAAUGUGGUGGACGUCUGGGAAGCACUUCUCACGCUUCUCUUUUUCGUCGUCCUCGUCGGUGUUUCCUACUCGGUCGAUGCCGAAGUUUGGAAGAAAAAGAGGUCAGAUCUGCAGGAAGAGCUCGAAAUGGCCCACGAAGAAGGCGAGAAAGACGAGAAGCCAGAGAGAUUGAACGAUGAAAUCAAGAAGUGGGCGAGCACUUUGAGCCUUCAAAACGAAGAUAAUGCCGUCGUCGUUGACUCCACUCCGUCCGUUGAUACUGUCAGAAAAUGGACGAGGACGAUUUCACAGACUUAUCCUUCGCUUUCGGAGGAAGAUCAGGCAAAGCUGUUGGCGUAUCGAGUAUCCAGAACUAUGGUGAGUACGAAUUUGGCAUCAUCUCGAUUAUUUUUAUUUUCAGUCUCAUGACCGCCUCUACUACCGUAUCCGAGCAAUCCGACAACUUUCUUCGUCGUGGCGAAGAAGCGAAGAAGAGGAGAUGCAAAAGAUUGAUAGCCAGGACAGUACCGACUCCGGAGCAAGAAGUUGGCUCUGUCUUUCCAGUUUUCAUUCCACACCGAUUUCAUUUCAGAAAAGACGUUCGUGGAGUUCUCAGCCCGAGUUUACCGAGUCGAUCCCUCGGAUGAAACAGUGUCCGUCAAGGUAAUUCAGACUUUGCCUGCAUCACAACAAUUGGCUGCUCACAUGAAAUCAUAAUCUGUUUGUGCUGCUGAGAUUAGCGAAUUUCGACGAAAAAACGUGGUGUUAAACAUGGCAAAUUAUGGGAUUAGGUCCACAGAGAUUAGGGCGACGGAUGGAUGGGAUGAGAGUUGAAAGACUGAUGCUUGCAGAUUGUGCGGAAAGGAAACAUGGACUCUCGGUUCACCGUCAGCUAUGCGACUGUGAACGGACUCGCGAAGAAGGACCUGAACUUUCUGUUCAAAUCGGAGACACUCCAGUUCAAUCCGGGAGAGUUGCACAAAACGGUAAAAGAACAAAUAAAGGAGAGGAUUAAGCGAUCAUCCCUUUCAGAUUUCUAUUCAAUUGAUAUCUGCCAGCAACUGGAGACCGAAUGAUGUUUUCUAUGUUCAUCUGAAACUUCAAGAGGAGGAGGAUGAUGCGAAAAUAAGACUGGGCUCGUGCAAUGUGGCCAGAGUCAAAAUGCCAGAUGAGUCCGGAAUGAUGUUGGGAGGGUCUGUGGUCGAGUUUGUGAAACCAAACUACGUGAGUGCCUGGAACGGCCGAGAUGGCAAAAAUGAAAAAGUAAUUGCAGGUUGUGAAAGAGAAUGCCGGAAAUGCCAGGUCUUAUGUGACGAGAAGAGGCGGUAAACUGAAAGAACACCUGAGAGUGCACUACGAAACAGAAGACGUCACUGCGAGACAAGGAGAAGAUUACACGGCAGUGAAGGACGGAGUGGUCACGUUCGAGGGACAAGAGUACGAGAAGUACAUCGAUGUGCAGAUCAUCGAUGACAAGGAGGACGAAAAGGACGAGGCGUUCAUUAUCGAACUGACCAAGGUGGACGAGCCGGACGUGGCGAUUGGAACGAGAAGAAAGGCAACCGUGACAAUCAUUUCGGAUGAUAACGUUCUCAAGAAUAUUACAAAUGUGCACAAACUGAUGUCCCACUACAUGCGUCAAUUGAGACCGGGCAAGGCCACGUGGAAGGAGCAGAUCUUGAAUGCGGUAUCCGUGAAUGCGGGAGAUCUAGCCAAUGCGACCGUCUCCGACUGUGUCCUCCAUGCUCUCGCUUUCCCAUGGAAGUUCGCAUUCGCCUUCCUCCCACCACCAAGCAUCCUCUAUGGUUACCCAUGCUUUUUGGUCGCUCUCGUAGCCAUUGGACUCGUGACAGCCGUCGUUGGAGACGUCGCCUCGAUCUUUGGAUGUAUGGUUGGACUCAAAGACGCCGUGACUGCCAUCACUCUCGUUGCUCUCGGAACCUCUCUUCCGGAUACUUUUGCUUCCAAAAUUGCCGCCGAAAGUGUAUGAUCAUUCCCCUUUUGGACCUCUUCAUAAUCUUCGUUACAGGAUGACUCUGCCGACAACGCAGUCGGAAAUGUGACCGGCUCGAAUUCUGUGAACGUCUUCCUCGGACUCGGUCUUCCCUGGGUCAUCGCCUCUCUCUACUGGGCCUCAAAGGGGGAGUCGUUCCGUGUGGACGCGGGAGACCUCGGGUUCAGGUGAGUGACCACAUAGCCGCCUACAUACAUCUCAAUUUCCUGUUAGUUGAUGGAGUAUGACGACUAUGUGAAAACUGAUAUCUGUGUGACAUCCGCACGUGCUUACAGCGUGACCGUCUUCAUGAUCUGCUCCGUCUUCUUCCUCAUCGUGCUCGUUCUCCGAAGGAAGCUGUCUCUCUUUGGAAAAGGAGAACUGGGCGGUCCAUUCGGGCCCAAGGUUCUAUCCGGAGUGUUCUUCGUCUGCCUCUGGAUUGCUUACGUAGCGUUGUCCAUCUGGAAAAUGUACAAAAGUACUAACUAG